Clarias gariepinus (North African catfish) is the source of this 3072-nucleotide messenger RNA. It is a transcript of the gene dcbld1, whose product is annotated as discoidin, CUB and LCCL domain containing 1. The transcript has 15 exons. NCBI's taxonomy places the organism in Eukaryota, Metazoa, Chordata, Actinopteri, Siluriformes, Clariidae. The coding region runs from base 172 to 2343 and encodes 723 amino acids. The record is from RefSeq and is a predicted model, not a curated record.
GUGUUGGCACCACAGUCUCCUCCAGUAGACAGCAUUCCCGGGUCCCACACGGACUGUCUCUGGCUCAGUUUUUGUUUGUUUGUUUUUUUCUCCCCGGGAAAAUGUCGCAGUAAAGUUUCUCCAAAUGCGCCUUGGCACCGUGUCCGCGUCUCCCGGCGGCCUGAAGUGGAAAUGUUCGCCGAAAUCUCACUGUAUGGACUGGUUUUCGUGUGUCUAACAGUCUCCCCGCGAACACUCGCCGAGAAGGAGCCCGAGGAUGGUUGUGGCCAUUCAGAUCUGGGUCCACACAGUGGUCUCCUGUCCUCGAGGAACUAUCCGGACGAGUACCCCAACAGCUCGUUGUGUGAGUGGAAAAUCCGCGUCGACAGCAGCCUCAGGAUCGUGAUAAAGUUCGAAGAGGUCUCCGUCGACUUAGUGGACUGUGAGACUGAUUACUUGAAGCUCUUGAAGGAGAACCUUGGGAUGAGAUCUGUGUACUGGCAGUAUUGCGGCGAGUCGAGAUCUCUCCCCACGUUGACCAAUCGGCGGCUCUACACAGACGCCAGCGAGCUCACGGUGAGCCUCCGCUCCAGCCCUCACUCUCCCAGCAGAGGCUUCCGGCUUUCCUACACCACCGUGAACCACACGGAGCUGCUGACGUGCACAAACAAAGGCAGCCAUUUCUCCUCUUCACGCUACAGGAAGUUGUGUCCUGCCGGAUGUGGAGCAGCGGAGGGAGACGUGGCUGGAGACGUUUCUCAGGGCUAUAGACACACAUCAGUUCUGUGUAAAGCUGCGGUCCAUGCAGGAAUCUUUCCAGACCAGCUGGGAGGAGAGAUCACCGUGGAGGAGCAGCGCGGGCUUCGCUACUACGAGUCAGUCCGAGCCAACGGCAUUCAGUCCAAAACCGGCUCUUUGUCUGAAACUCUCUUCACAUUCGUCACCAACGACUGCACCAGACAGAUGGUACUUCAGCCUGUAUCUGUUAACUCUUCGUGGGAAAAAGACAGAUUCGAUGGGACUCGGAGCAACUGGUCCCCAGCACCUACAGGAACCGGGGACAGUGAAUCUGAUGGUAAACCUUGGCUCCAGCUGGACCUGGGAGAAAAGAGGAGGAUCACAGGGAUUUUAACCAAAGGUUCAGAUUACGGUAACUUUGUGAAAAGCUACAAGAUCAUGUACAAGAUCAAGGAGAAAAGCCGCUGGCGCGCGUACACACACACAGAGUACAACAGCUCUGAAGAUGUGAUAUUUGAAGGGAACCUGGACAACCUCUACCAGACACGCAACACGUUCCACCCCUCUUUCGCCGCUCGUUACAUCCGUGUCGUUCCCCUGGAGUGGCACCGCGGGAUCGGUCUGAGCGUGGAGCUCCUGGGCUGCUCGUAUGUCAGAGAACUUCCAGUGUUCUCGGUAGUUAACGUCACGUCUCAGGUGACGCAGGAGGUUUUGUCCAGCCAACCCAACCCUCAGGAUGACAGCGAAGUCCCCGAGCACCUGCCUCAGCCUGAUCUGGUGAAGCUGGUCGUCAUCGUCGUGUCUGCGGCGGCGUGUGUGGCGGUGGUGCUCGUGUCCGGGAUCUGCGCCUUUAAACUGCUGCAGAAGAAGAAGAAUAAAGAGAACAUGUACGACUCUGCAGAUCAUCCACAGGUCGCAACAGGUUGCUGGAAGCAGGUGAAACAUCCGUCUGCCAGGCAGCAGUCCACCGAGUUCACCUUCAGCUACAGCUCAGAGAAAGACCACCUCCCGAAAAUGGACCUGGUCACCAGCGACAUGGCAGACUAUCAGCAGCCACUGAUGCUUGGCGUUGGCACCGUGUCCAGGAAAGGCUCCACCUUCAGGCCCAUAGACUCCGAAGCCAAAGACAACACCAACGAGGCCACGUCUCAUUACGACUUCCCGCCCACGGCCAAUCAGUACGCUCUCCCUCUGACCAAUCAGGAGCCGGAGUACGCCACGCCCAUCAUCGAGCGCCACACCUUCCGAAAGGACGUCUUUGUUCCGGAUCCCAGCUACAGCGUCCCCGGCGUUGUCCUCAGUAAGAGUUCCUCGUUUAAAGCGACGGACAACAGCAACUAUAGGAAAGUGGCGGGAGGAAACGUUUCCGCGGAAUACCAGACGCCGCAGGCCAAACGGGACAGACCGAACCACGCGGACAGGGCCAAACCCGGGAGACCAAACAACUCGGAAGGGGUCUACGACAGCCCUAAGGGCAAGAACCCUGCAGGUUUGCAGAACGGAGGUAGUUCGGAGUAUCAGAGACCUCAGGCACAGGGGUACUUGGCACCUCGGGACUGCGUUCGGCUCGACGCCUCGGUCCCACAUCGACCCGACCCUGAGGGAUGCAGCCUGAGUGGAACCUGAACACGAGCUAACAAACAGACUCGUUUCAUGUGAUGUCACAAAAUUGCAAAAAAAAAUUCUAAUCUCCGGGACCUUCUUAUAACUUAUUUUUCUACCAGAAUGGAGAUACGGUUUUAUUUUUGUAGAUAUGUGCAGACAAAGAUGGCCGUCUCGGUGAGCAUGUGGAAUUGCUCAUCCUCUUAGUGUGUUUUUGUUUUUUUUAAACUGUUGUGCAAACUGGAAAUAUUUUCUUUUAAGAGUUUUGUUUUAUUAUUUUUUUUUAAGGAACAGGGUUGCUGAUGAUUUCACCUCUCUCUCUCUCUCUCUCUCUCUCUCUCUCUGAGCGAUGUGAAAUUGUGUAUAACGUACAUGUAAGUCAUAUUGAAGAUGACCAGUAUGUUUGUAUGUAUGCAGCUCUUGAGUUUUGAAAAGGUGCCGUAACUUAAAUUUUUUUGUACAUUUUUAUUCAUUUAAAUCGUCGAACUGCUCCGAGCUGGACGGGUCUCUCCUCAGCUUCCUGUUUCGAGGAGACACUUCUUCUUCUUCUUCACCCGUCCCUCUGAGCCAUGUGCAGUGGUACUGUUGUGUCAGUGUGACUUUUUUUUCACGGAGUUGUACAUAAUUCCCUGUACAGAUUUGAAAUGUAUAUCGUUAUACGCGGAAAGAGGAACGAAAAGUUUAUUUAAAACACCCGCAAAAAGCUGCUGGUGAGCAUCGAUGCUGCUGCAUAUUAAAGAGACAUUAAAGAGA